ACAUGUUUCGUUCCGAGUUGUUUUGCGAGCGGACACGUCUCUCGUUCAACGGUCGAUGCGCGAUAUUAAGCAGAAAUGUGUUUAGCUUGAGUUAUAGUGAGCAGUUAGCACAACUGACGUGAAUACAGACAGAUAGGGUAUUUUUCUAGACAUGCAGUAAACCUGUUGUAGCGACUGUCAGAACAGCUUUUACCAUGUAAGGUCGUGUUAGGCUGCUCAGAGCGAUGCUAACGACUUUAUUGGACAUAACCGUAAUGUUAGCGUUUGCGUGUUUGUAGCAUUAACUUAUAAAAGCCACCUCAAAAAGUGAUCUCCGCGUGUCUGCAUCCAGAACCUCAGCCUGUGAUUUAAAACCACUCACAAUUCUCAACUCCGUGCCUUUCAUUUCUGCUUGGGAUGCCUAAUGCCAGUGCAAGGCCGAAGCAUGGCAGGAGGACCCGAAGGCGACGCAGAGAGGAUCCUGCCAGGAAUGAGCUGGUGUCUAGUUCACUAGAAAGUGCCCAGCAGUGCCUGUUCAACCAAGAUUAUGGAACUGCAUUUGUGCACUACCUUCUGGUCCUCAACCUUGCACCUGUCUUUAAGGAGGUUGCGAAGGAAUCCUUCAGGUUCACUCUCUUCAAAUGGGCAGAAGAGUUGGACUCUGUCGGCCGCAUUCAGGACCUCUUUGACUGUUACGAACAAGCGUUGGAACUCUUCCCUGCCGAUGAAGUCAUCCUGAACAGCAUGGGCGAACACCUGUUCAAAAUGGGAUUUAGAGAUGAAGCUGCAGGUCAUUUCCACAAAGCCUUGAAACUGAGACCGGACUACCCAGAAGCCAGGGAGAACUUCUAUCGUGUGGCCAACUGGCUGGUGGAGCGCUGGCAUUUCUUAAUGCUCAACGACCAUGGAAGGAACCGGAAGUACCAGCAAGCCAUCCAGAAGGCUGUUGAGAGCGGCUGUAACACUGUACUUGACAUAGGUACUGGCACUGGGAUCCUUGGCAUGUGUGCCAAGAAGGCAGGGGCUGCUGAGGUGUACGCCUGCGAGCUGUCGAAGACAAUGUAUGAACUGGCCUGUGAGGUGUUGACUGCAAACGGAAUGGAUGGUAGGAUCAAGAUCGUCCAUAUGAAAUCUCUGGACAUGGAGGUGCCAAAGGACAUCCCACAAAGGGUAUCGUUGGUGGUGACGGAGACCGUAGAUGCGGGAUUGUUUGGAGAGGGCAUCAUAGAGAGUCUCAUUCAUGCCUGGCACCACCUCCUGCUGCCUCCACAGGCAACACAAGCACAGAGCGGGGAGAAUGAAGUCAGGGAACCAUCUGCGACAGGUCGGGUCAUCCCUGCUGGAGCUACUGUGUUUGGAAUGGCUGUCGAGUGCCCUGAGAUCCGCCGCAAUCACAGGCUUCGUGUGUCAGAGGUGGGCGGUCUGUCCAUGGCUGCAGCCGGGGAGCUCCGUAGUCCAGUGAGCUGCACCUCUCUGCCAGAUGACUCCAUGGAGCCUUACACUACAGAGAGACUUAGCAGAGUGCCAGGAGGAUAUAAACCACUCACAGAGCCGUUCACAGCCCUCAACAUAGAUUUCAACAACGUGCAGGAAUUGGAGGGGCUGACCUCUAGGGAGGUUCAGCAGAUCCGCCUGCUUGUCACGCAGGAGGGACAGCUGGAUGCUCUGGCCGUGUGGUUCCAGCUCCACCUGGACGAGGAGAGCAGUCUGUCCACCGGACCCCAGGAGGACACCUGCUGGGAGCAAGCCAUCUACCCUGACCACAGCACCAAGGGUUUUGUCCUGAAACCUGGAGAUGAGCUGAUUGUUGAAGUCUCCUGCCGUGAUGCCUUCCUGAGGCUCUGCAGUGUUGCUGUGGUGAGAGAUGGGCAUGAAAUCCAUCUAAACAAGCGUCUGGAUUCGCAGCACUCUGGGAGCCCCGUUUCAAACCCAAACCCAGAGGCAGAGCUGUGCAGUGCAUUAGCAUGUCUACAGACUGACCAAAAUCAAACCAAAGAUUUCUGCAUGCUGGAAUGUUCAGAAAUAGCGCUCCUGAACAAUCACGACUACCAUCAGAGUUUUCGCAGCGCGCUAGCCAAACUCAUCUCCCAGCUGAAGGUUGCAUGCCAAAACGAAGAGCCAGGAUCAGGUGUUCAGUCUGACCUCGCUGGUAGGCCCCUUUUCUACGUGCUGGAUGUGUCAGAGGGCUUCUCUAUGCUCUCCCUCAUCGCUGCCAGCCAAGGUCAUGUAAAAGCCUACAGCUCUGUGGAAAAGAAGAAGCAACAGGAAGUGCUGAAGAGACUGGCUUGCUCCAGUAAUAUCCCAGAAGAACAUCUAGAGUUCUGGCUCAACCACAUGGAGGACGAGCACGGGAUGCUGCAGAGGCCCUCCAGGGAAAAGCUGUGGAGCGCCAUCAUCCUGGACUGCGUGGAGACGUGUGGUCUAAUCAGACAAAAGCUGAUGGAGAAAGCUUCACUGGCCAGGUGUCUGCUUGAAGAAGGAGGACGUGUCUUCCCAGAAAAGAUUGUGGUGUAUGGUAUGCUGGUGGAGUCAGACACGUUGCUGUUGGAAAGUGCUGUCCAGGGUCAGGAGCCAACACUGGGAUUCAAUAUUGCUCCCUUCAUCAACCAGUUCACUGUACCGGUCCAUGUGUUUCUGGACUUCUCCACCCUGGAGUGCAGGCAUCUCAGUGAGUCUGUGGAGCUCUUUGUUCUUGACCUUAUGAAUGCCAGCGCAAACUACACCAACAGAGAAAUCAAGGUCCAGGCUACGUCAGCAGGCAGAAUAACUGCUAUUCCCUUUUGGUACCAAAUCCACCUGGACCAAGACAUCAGUGUCAGCACCCUCAGCCAGAACUCUCACUGGAAGCAGGCAGCUGCCGUGCUGCAGCAGCCCCUGGAGGUCCGAGCCGGAGAUUGGGUCCGCCUCGCAGUGAAGCUUCACAAGAGCACCAUCUCCAUAACGGCCCAUAUAGAGGAUGUCCCCGGUCAAAUGGAGUAAUAAUUUCUUACAAUGUAGUUAUAAGUUGCAUUUUUAUAAAAGUCAUUCCUCAACAAAUUCAGUCCUAUUGGCACACAGGAUGGAUGCAUUACAUCCUUUCUGAUAUCAUUUAGUUUGCCCCUUUUUUUUGUCAUUUCUCAUAAAUGUAAUGCCAAUCUUCAAAUUUGCAAGUUUUUCCAGACACACAUAAUCUGUUUUGAGAUUGAGUUAGAAGCCUGCAUGACCUGAACCCGUGCUUGUGCCAGUGGGAUGCUGAUUUAUCACGAUCAUGAAGAAUUUGAAACAAUGAACCUCCAAGUUAUGUUUAAAUUUGUAAAUUGUGCCAUAAGAUCAUAGGACAUUUAUAAUUUGUACUUAUGAAUAUAUUGUUUGUAAGUAUAUCAGAAAUAUUAUUAUCAUUCCUUGAUUAUAUAAAAUUGGUUGGUACCAUAAAAACAAAAUUAAAUAAAUGUGACAUUUUCUUAAUAAAUGCAAGAAAAAAAGAAAUCUGCUAUAGUUAAUCUGGUUUAUUGAAAGUUUUAUUGAAGAAACUGUCGAUGGAGUUGAAUUAAAAUGUGGAACAUGUGUUCUGA
Molecule: messenger RNA, 3530 nt
Organism: Thunnus maccoyii (southern bluefin tuna)
Lineage: Eukaryota; Metazoa; Chordata; Actinopteri; Scombriformes; Scombridae
Gene: prmt9
Product: protein arginine methyltransferase 9
Exons: 13
Coding region: 397-2958 (853 amino acids)
Biological process (GO): peptidyl-arginine methylation
Molecular function (GO): protein binding; protein-arginine omega-N monomethyltransferase activity
Source: RefSeq, a predicted model, not a curated record